Peromyscus leucopus (white-footed mouse) is the source of this 3177-nucleotide messenger RNA. It is a transcript of the gene Mboat2, whose product is annotated as membrane bound O-acyltransferase domain containing 2. The coding region runs from base 178 to 1740 and encodes 520 amino acids. Gene Ontology annotation, biological process: lipid modification. Gene Ontology annotation, molecular function: acyltransferase activity. Gene Ontology annotation, cellular component: membrane. The record is from RefSeq and is a predicted model, not a curated record. NCBI's taxonomy places the organism in Eukaryota, Metazoa, Chordata, Mammalia, Rodentia, Cricetidae. The transcript has 13 exons.
GCGGCUCCGACCGCGAGCGGCCGAGGGGCGGGCGCGCCGCUGCAUCCCCAUCCUCGGCGUAGCUCGGCGGCACAGGGAGAGCGAGCGGCGACUGGCCGGAGCGAGCGAGCGAGCGAGCGGGCGCACGGGCGCACGGGCGGACGGGCGGACGGGCGAGCGCAGCGCCGAGGCCCGGCCAUGGCCACCACCAGCACCACGGGCUCCACCCUGCUGCAGCCUCUCAGCAACGCCGUGCAGCUGCCCAUCGAUCAGGUCAACUUUGUAGUGUGCCAACUCUUUGCCUUGUUAGCAGCUGUUUGGUUUCGAACUUACCUACAUUCAAGCAAAACUAGCUCUUUUAUCAGACACGUAGUUGCUACCCUUUUGGGCCUUUAUCUUGCAUUUUUUUGCUUUGGAUGGUAUGCCUUACACUUCCUUGUACAAAGUGGGAUUUCCUACUGCAUCAUGAUCAUAGCUGGAGUGGAGAGCAUGCAUCAAUGUUGUUUUCUGUUUGCUUUGGGAUACCUCACAGUGUGUCAGAUUACUAGAGUCUAUAUCUUUGAUUAUGGACAAUAUUCCGCUGAUUUUUCAGGCCCAAUGAUGAUCAUUACGCAGAAGAUCACUAGUCUGGCUUUCGAGAUUCAUGACGGGAUGUUUCGGAAGGAUGAAGAACUGACUCCCUCGCAGAGGGGAUUAGCUGUGAGGCGCAUGCCAAGUCUCCUGGAGUAUGUAAGUUAUACCUGCAACUUCAUGGGUAUCCUGGCAGGCCCUCUCUGCUCUUACAAAGACUACAUUACUUUCAUUGAAGGCAGGCCAUCUCACAUAUCACAGGCCAGUGAAAAUGGAAAAGAAGAGCAGCAGCAUGAAAGAGCAGAUCCGUCUCCAAACGCAGCAGUUACGGAGAAGCUCCUAGUCUGCGGACUCUCUUUAUUAUUUCACUUGACCAUCUCCAACAUGCUGCCUGUGGAGUACAACAUUGACGAGCAUUUCCAAGCCACCGCAUCAUGGCCAGCCAAAGCCACCUAUCUGUACAUCUCUCUUUUGGCUGCCAGACCUAAGUACUAUUUUGCAUGGACCUUAGCUGAUGCCAUUAACAAUGCGGCGGGCUUCGGUUUCAGAGGCUACGACAGGAACGGAGUAGCUCGUUGGGACUUGAUUUCCAAUCUGAGAAUUCAGCAAAUAGAGAUGUCAACAAGUUUUAAGAUGUUUCUCGAUAAUUGGAAUAUCCAGACAGCUCUUUGGCUCAAAAGGGUGUGUUAUGAACGAGCGACCUUCAGUCCGACGACCCAGACAUUCUUUCUCUCUGCUGUUUGGCACGGGGUCUACCCGGGAUACUAUCUGACGUUUCUGACAGGAGUGUUGAUGACGUUAGCAGCGCGGGCUGUGAGAAGUAACUUCAGACAUUAUUUCACUGAACCCCCUCCGCUGAAGCUGCUCUAUGACGUUCUCACGUGGGCCGCGACACAGAUAACCAUCAGCUACACGGUUGUCCCCUUCGUGCUUCUGUCUAUAAAACCGUCGUUCACGUUUUACAGCUCCUGGUAUUACAGCCUUCACAUCUGCAGCAUCUUAGUGCUGCUCCUGCUGCCUGUGAAGAAGUCUCAAAGAGGAAGGAGCACACAGGAAAACGUUCAGCUCUCAUGGGCCAAAAAGUUUGACGAAAGAGAAAAUUCUCUGGGACAGAACAGCUUUUCCAUGGCAAACAAUGUUUGCAAUCAGAACCAAGACACUGCCUCUAGACACUCGUCACUGACGCAGUGACUGGGAGAGCGCGUGAUGGCGGUUUCCCGUCUGUGAACAGAAAAACCAGUCUUGACGCCUUUCCAGUGACUAACUGGGUGGAAAUGGGACAGUCUCAGUUAGGGGAUUUCCUGUACACCAGAUUGGAAAUGGAAUGAAAUAACCCUCCCCAUGCCAUGUUCCUGUGGGUCACGCCUUAUACUAAAUCUUUCCAUAUUUCAAUAGGGCACUCUGACCUCAGCAUAUGCCCUCAAGGUCAUAUGUGUGCCCUGUUGCUGAAUGUACAUUGCGUAUCCCAAGGCACUGAAGAGGUGGAAAAAUGAUCAUGUUAAUCUGGAUGAUUGACAGGUUAACUUUUUCCAAAUGAAUGUCUUGCCUUAAACCUCCUGUUUCCUAAAAUGUUGUUCCUGGAUGGUAUUUUCCACUGAGGAGACGAUUUCAAUAUCUGAUGUGGUGUGCGGCAGAGUAGGAUCGAGGAGGAAUUUUAAACUGGAUAUUUAAGAUUGUGGGUACUUGAAAAAUGCAAUAAACAUCUCAGUAUUUGAAGGGUUUUCUUAAGGUAGCUCAGAGGACUGCACACACGUAGAAGAGUCAACAGUCAGGGCUGUUAAAUUACAGGUAGCUUGUUUUGCUGGGAGCUUAAUUACCUGGUGUCAGUUAGGAGGCCCUUUCAGGAGGACUUUCUUAAACAUAAUUAAAGGUUGGCAAUGUGAUAUUUUAGGCUUAUUUUCUUAAGAAAAAAAAAAAAAAAACACUAAGAGGGCAGAUGAGGUGAGCAGGGCCAGAAUGCAGAAAGCACGGUGUGGUCCGGAGCCAGAGGCAGAGGGCUUCCCCCUUCCGUGUCCAAGAUCAGUGUGAUUGUGUGGGACACGGAAGUUCAAUACGUUGAUAAUACUGUGGACUUUCUGAAGACAUUUCUCGAGCAUAAAUUACAUAGAAUUAGAGGAGAUUAUAAGAGUAACAGUAGUAGGUUAUUUGAAGAUUUUGAAGGAAUUCUCUAGGAAUUAAGGGUAUUGUCUGGUUCAUUGGUUUCUUGUCCCUGUCAUGUCUGUCGCUAUUUGGGGAAAGUUUUAGGGAAAAGAAAACUUAGUUGCUGAGUCUAAGUGACACUUUUUUAAAUUAAUAAAUUAGUUUCUACAUUCUUUAACUUCACGCAUUAAAAUUCUUCCGUUAAACUCUUGUGAAAAUGGGUGGUAGAGUCUAUCAAAACAAAUACGUGUUUUCCUCUUAGGGGCCACUCUUGCCUUGAGUGACUGGGUGUGUCCCUGAUCCAGCAGCAGCGUGCUGUGGGUACCGCAGCUGUAAGCAUGUAGGCAAGGGGUGGAUUUGAGGCUAUGGAACUGAGCCAUGGACUGUAGCUUCUGCCUUGUGAGAGAGAAAGGCUGGGCUUUUGAGCCUCUCUGUUAUUUGACCAAUCUUUUUAUGAAAUUUGUUUUGGUUUUGCCUUACAUUUUCAAA